GGCGAGCGCUCGGUAACUCGGCUCAGCCUGACAGCAAACCGCGGAUUCACCGCCGAUUUUAUUACUUAUUUCUACAAUUUAAUUCAAUAUCGCGGUUAUUUCGGACCAGUUUUACUGAUCAAUAAGAGAAGAAGGUCAAAGUGAACAGCACCGUUACUGAAAACCGGAGAAUUAAACAGAUAAUCAUGGGCAAAAAGUACCACCUUAAAAAAGAGGGGAGAAAAUACAAUGAAAAUGGAGACCUGAGUGGUGAAAAAAAUGAAAAUAAAAAAGAGAAGUCUGUGCAGGACCCAAUGGUGGGACCAUUGCAAAUAUUUCGUUAUGCAGACAGUGUGGAUAUUGUUCUAAUGAUAUUUGGAACCAUCAUGGCUAUGGCUAAUGGGGCAGUUCUUCCUGCUAUGGUCGUUGUGUUCGGAGACAUGACAAACAGCUUUGUGCAUGACUCCAUUAUAGAGAGUCUGCCUGAAAACGUAACUCUUCCUCCAGAUUUUAUUCCUUCUAAUGAAACACUUGGAGAGCAGAUGACAAGGCAUGCCAUUUACUACAGCAUCAUGGGAGGUGUAGUCCUUUUUGCAGCCUACAUGCAAGUGGCAUUUUGGACUUUGGCUGCAGGACGACAGGUGAAAAGGCUCAGAAAGUUGUUUUUCCACUCCAUCAUUAAGCAGGACAUUGGCUGGUUUGAUGUCAACGAGACAGGGCAGCUCAACACACGUCUAGCAGAUGAUAUCCUUAAGAUAAAUGAAGGCAUUGGGGACAAACUGGGCACAUUAAUUCAGUCCUUCACCACCUUCUUCACUGGCUUCAUCAUUGGCUUCAUUAAAGGCUGGAAGCUCACCCUCGUCAUCGUCUCCAUAAGCCCCCUGCUCGGUAUCUCAGCUGCAGUCAUUUCCAAGGUCAUGACAUCAUUCACCUCAAGGGAGCAGACUGCAUAUGCCAAGGCUGGAGCUGUUGCUGAAGAGGUUCUCUCUGCCAUCAGGACUGUCUUUGCCUUUGGGGGACAAAAGAAAGAAAUACAGAGGUAUCAUAAAAACUUGGAGGAUGCUAAGAAUGUUGGAAUAAAGAAAGCCAUUACAGUGAACAUUGCUGUGGGUUUCACCUUCUUUAUGAUUUACAUGUCAUACGCUUUGGCGUUCUGGUAUGGCAGUACAUUGAUUUUUGCUGGAGAGUACGACGUUGGAACACUUCUCACAGUUUUCUUCGCUGUUGUAAUAGGAGCGUUUGGCCUUGGUCAGACUUCACCAAACAUUCAGUCAUUCUCCAGUGCGCGUGGGGCUGCCCACAAAGUUUUUAGUAUCAUUGAUCAUAAACCAAGCAUCGACAGUUUUUCAAAUGAAGGCCACAAACCUGACAUGGUCAAAGGAAACAUUGAGUUUAAAGAUGUUCACUUCAGCUACCCCUCACGUCAGGAUGUGAAAGUCCUUAAUUGCAUGAAUCUGAAGGUCACUUGUGGACAGACUAUUGCUCUUGUGGGUAACAGUGGGUGUGGUAAAAGUACAACAGUCCAGCUGCUUCAGCGCUUCUACGACCCCCAAGGAGGAACAGUUAGUAUAGAUGGCAAUGACAUCCGCACUCUAAAUGUUCGCUGUCUAAGAGAAAUGAUUGGCGUCGUGAGUCAGGAACCUAUUCUUUUUGCCACCACCAUUGCUGAGAACAUUCGCUAUGGUCGUGAGGACAUCACACAGGAGGAGAUUGAACAGGCCACACGUGAAGCCAAUGUCUACGACUUCAUCAUGAAACUUCCCAAUAAAUUUGAGACCUUGGUGGGAGAUAGGGGCACCCAAAUGAGUGGAGGGCAGAAACAGCGAAUUGCCAUUGCCCGAGCCCUUGUGCGCAAUCCCAAGAUCCUCCUGCUGGAUGAGGCUACGUCAGCUCUGGACACAGAAAGUGAGGCAAUUGUACAAGCAGCUCUGGAUAAGGUGAGACUGGGCAGGACGACCUUUAUAGUGGCCCAUCGUUUGUCCACUAUACGCAAUGCUGACGUCAUCGCUGGAUUUCAGGAUGGGAAAAUUGCAGAGCUGGGAACACACGAUGAACUGAUGGAGAAAAAAGGAGUCUACCAGUCUCUUGUUUCAACACAGACAUUUAGCAGCACCAAAGCUGAAGAGAAACAUGAUGAGGACGAGAAGAGCCCAUCUGUCACCUCACUGACUGAGCGCACACUCUUCAGACAAAAAUCCAGGAGCUUUGUUGGUUCUCAGAAUGGACAGGAGGAUGAAGACAAAGACCCAGCAAAGGAGGAAAAAGUCCCAGAAGUGUCUUUCUUUAAAGUGUUAAGUCUGAAUAAAGCUGAAUGGCCCUACAUGGUGGUGGGUGUCCUCUGUGCCAUUGUCAAUGGAGGUUUGCAGCCUGCGUUUGCCGUUAUCUUCUCCAAAAUCAUUGCCGUGUUUGCUGAGACUGACGAGAACGUUAAAAGAGAGAGAGUAAAUCUUUUCUCAAUGUUGUUUGCCGGCAUUGGAGUCGCGUCCUUCAUUGCUCUUUUCUUACAGGGUUUUUGUUUUGGUAAAGCUGGUGAGAUUCUGACUAUGAGACUGAGGUACAAAGCCUUUAAAGCCAUGAUGAGAAAGGAACUGGGCUGGUAUGAUGACCCUAAGAAUAGUGUGGGAGCGCUGACCACCAGACUGGCCACAGACACUGCUCAAGUGCAGGGUGCAACCGGGUUGAGACUGGCGACAUUUGCUCAGAAUUUGGCCAACCUGGGCACUUCCAUCAUCAUCUCAUUUAUUUACGGCUGGCAGCUUACUCUCCUCAUCCUGUCCAUCGUCCCAAUCAUGGCUGUGGCCGGGGCCAUCCAGAUGAAGAUGUUAGCCGGCCAUGCAGUAAAGGACAAGAAAGAGUUAGAGCAAGCUGGAAAGAUAGCUACAGAGGCUAUAGAAAACAUACGCACAGUGGUAUCACUCACCAGAGAGAGCAAGUUUGAGAUCCUCUACCAGCAGAACCUAGUUGUGCCCUACAAGAAUGCUCAGAAGAAGGCACAUAUUUUUGGUUUGACAUUCUCUUUCUCCCAAGCAAUGAUCUACUUUGCGUAUGCCGGCUGCUUCAAAUUUGGCUCAUGGCUUAUAGAGCAAAAAAUGAUGACCUUUGAGGGUGUCUUCCUUGUAAUCUCAGCAGUAAUAUAUGGAGCCAUGGCUGUGGGAGAAGCAAACUCUUUCACUCCAAACUAUGCCAAAGCCAAAAUGUCUGCCUCUCAUGUACUAAUGCUCAUCAACCAAGUACCAAAUAUUGACAAUGGCUCAGAAGAUGGAGACAAGCCGGAUAAUUUUGAUGGAAACGUCCGCUUCAGUGACGUGUACUUUAAAUACCCAUCGAGGCCAGAUGUACCCGUGCUGCAGGGCUUUCGACUUCGGGUGAUGAAGGGCCAGACCCUCGCGCUGGUGGGCAGCAGUGGCUGUGGCAAGAGCACCAUCAUCCAGCUCCUGGAGAGAUUUUAUGACCCACUACGGGGCACAGUGAUGCUGGACAGUAGUGAUGUCAAACAGCUGAACAUCCACUGGCUGCGCUCUCAGAUUGGCAUUGUAUCUCAGGAACCUGUGCUGUUCGACUGCAGCUUGGCUGAAAACAUCUCAUACGGAGACAACAGUAGGCACGUCUCUCAGGAAGAGAUAGAGAUGGCUGCCAAGGCAGCAAAUAUACACUCCUUUAUUGAGGGCCUGCCUCAGAAGUACAAUACUCAGGCAGGUGAUAAGGGCACCCAGCUCUCUGGUGGGCAGAAGCAACGUAUAGCUAUUGCAAGAGCCAUCAUCCGUAACCCUAAACUGCUGCUCUUGGACGAGGCCACAUCCGCCCUUGACACUGAAAGUGAAAAGAUUGUGCAGGAAGCCUUGGAUAAAGCUCGCGAGGGUCGAACCUGCAUCGUGGUGGCUCAUCGGCUGUCCACCAUCCAGAAUGCUGAUGUUAUUGCGGUGUUGCAGAAUGGUGUGGUGGUGGAGAUGGGCACACACCAGCAGCUUCUCAACAAGCAGGGAGUGUACUACACCCUCAUCAAUGCACAGAUGGGUCACGGGACAUAGAAACUCCAAAAAAAUUAAAGUUUGUUUCCGGGACAGGAUGGGAACUUGGCUAUGGCAGAUUUGGGUCAACCAUGUGUAUGUUUAUAGUUAGAAUGGGCAAUUUGACAAUAUAUCAAAAUUGCUGGCAUUACACUUUGUUGUUCUGAGAGUUUCUUGGGUAUUAUAGCUUCUAUUUUCACAUUGACCAACAAAGCUGACUGGAUGUUAAGAUUUAUAUUUAUAUUCAUUAUUAAAUUUUUCCUCAUUUUCUAUGUUAAAUGUUUAAUUCUAAUCAUAAUAAACUAGCACUACUGCUUCAACUGCAGUAAAUCUGACCCAUUUUAAUCCUAAUUUACAAAAAUCCCCAAAGCUUAAUCAAAGUAACUAAUUUGCAUGUACAAUCAAAAACAUUAAUUACUGGGCUUUUUUGAAAGUGAUUUACUAAUAUUUACUCGAGGAGGUCUUUUUCCAUGAAUGGGCCGAGGCUGACAGAUUGUUCUCAGUAACAGUUGAGCUACACAGUUACUAAUCGUAAUUCAUUCAUUCUGCCAUUAGCAUACUAAUCGUAAUAUCAAUUAGGAUCCAAGUAAUUUAGAACUAAUUAGGUUAACUUACUAGUUAACUUACUAGUUUACUAAAACACACUAACAUUUGGAGGGGAAAACAGACUUAUGUGACUUAUAUUUUUUGUAUAAUGUAAUAAAAUAGUGAAGAUACUUGUUAUAAUUAUUGGAAAACAAGUAUGGUAAAUGUUCUUUAUUGCUCUAACAUAAAAAUAGGACCAAAGACCUAAACGGGUAAUCAUACUCCUUAUUUAUCAAAAUGUACAUAUUCUAAAACUUUUAUUUAUAAGAGAAACUAACAGAUCUGCCAUCUGUGAUUACACUGUAUCAUGUUCUACUGAUUUUUGUACUGGCUAG
Molecule: messenger RNA, 4906 nt
Organism: Trichomycterus rosablanca
Lineage: Eukaryota; Metazoa; Chordata; Actinopteri; Siluriformes; Trichomycteridae
Gene: abcb4
Product: ATP-binding cassette, sub-family B (MDR/TAP), member 4
Exons: 27
Coding region: 186-4007 (1273 amino acids)
Biological process (GO): transmembrane transport
Cellular component (GO): plasma membrane
Molecular function (GO): ATP hydrolysis activity; ABC-type transporter activity; ATP binding
Source: RefSeq, a predicted model, not a curated record